Molecule: messenger RNA, 898 nt
Organism: Tinamus guttatus (white-throated tinamou)
Lineage: Eukaryota; Metazoa; Chordata; Aves; Tinamiformes; Tinamidae
Source: RefSeq, a predicted model, not a curated record
UUUUUAACAGGAUUUUUACAAUUGGCCUGAUGAAUCCUUUGAAGAAAUGGAUAGCACGCUAGCUGUUCAGCAGUAUAUCCAGCAAAAUAUAAGGGCCGACUGUUCCAACAUUGAUAAAAUCCUUGAACCUCCUGAAGGUCAGGAUGAAGGUGUAUGGAAGUAUGAACAUUUAAGGCAAUUCUGUCUUGAGCUUAAUGGACUAGCUGUCAAGCUUCAGAGUGAAUGUCAUCCAGACACAUGUACUCAGAUGACGGCAACUGAACAAUGGAUUUUUCUUUGUGCAGCUCAUAAAACUCCAAAAGAGUGUCCUGCUAUAGACUACACUAGACAUACACUGGAUGGAGCUGCAUGUCUUCUGAACAGCAAUAAAUAUUUCCCCAGCAGGGUAAGCAUAAAGGAAUCCUCUGUAGCCAAACUAGGAUCAGUGUGCCGAAGGAUUUACAGAAUAUUUUCACAUGCUUAUUUUCAUCAUCGGCAGAUAUUUGAUGAGUAUGAAAAUGAAACCUUCUUGUGUCAUCGAUUCACAAAAUUUGUGAUGAAGUAUAAUUUGAUGUCCAAGGAUAACCUGAUCGUACCAAUUCUGGAAGAAGAAGUGCAAAAUUCAGUGGUAGGGGAGAGUGAGGCAUGAUGGAAAGGGUGGCACAGAAGCCUCUGCUGACCACAUCCAAACAUUAAUUAUGUACUGUAUAUAUCCUUUUACACACUUCAAUCACGUAUCCUCACAGCUUUGUGUAGUGUACUUUUUUUGUAUGCUCUGUGCAUUGCCUUUUAAUAUGGGAAAUACUUUAAGUUAUUCAUGAGCUGUAUAUUCAUCGAUGUGGCACUCAUGGUUUUUAAAUAAAAGUAGUAGUAUCUGUUUAUAAUGCCUGUUAAUAAAAGAAUUUACAGUUCUCUAAAA